Giardia duodenalis is the source of this 630-nucleotide messenger RNA. RefSeq lists its product as uncharacterized. The transcript has a single exon. The record is from RefSeq and is a predicted model, not a curated record. The coding region runs from base 1 to 630 and encodes 209 amino acids. Lineage: Eukaryota; Fornicata; Diplomonadida; Hexamitidae.
AUGGACCCGGGGCUUUUCAGCCUCAACACAUUAUGCCGGAAGAUUGCUAAAGUUGUUCCUCCAGAGAAUGUCAUUCCGCGGAAUAUCGAGGACCCUACAUCGACAAUACUCCUCCGAAGCCGACUAAAGUCAAUUAGAGAGGGGAAGGAGGAUGUGAUUUCUCGGGCAAGAUACUUCCGCCGAGGAGUCUCUUGUGGAUAUGACCCUAGGAAUUCUGCUCCAAGUUCUUGUUUAAAUCGUGGAGCACCACAAUCUCACCUACAUACUGAGCCUUUGAUAGGCACCUGUCCACAGAAUCAGCGGUCUCACAGCGAGGAUAGCACUCUUUACUCAUCCUCUCAUUUCACUGAAGACCCAGUAGAAUUCUCUGAAGAAACAAGCAAAUUUGCCCAGGCCCUGAUGUACCCUGGUGCCUUUGCCAAUGAAGAGGAGGAGUUAGCUCUUCUGACUGCAGCCGUAAGCCGUCACAGGGUGGCUCGCGAAGGGGUUAGUCAAAAGGGGAUAAAAUCGCUUCCCCCACUGAGCACAGACAGAAAGCUAAUCCUAACCAUGGAUAACAUUGAGCGUGGCCGGACAGCUUCUGAAGCUCAGAGAACCCUCUCGAACUGUCUUUUCCGCUUUCCAAAAUAA